Messenger RNA from Eufriesea mexicana, 681 nucleotides. RefSeq names its product protein couch potato. Bases 1 to 681 code for a protein of 226 amino acids. The record is from RefSeq and is a predicted model, not a curated record. Lineage: Eukaryota; Metazoa; Arthropoda; Insecta; Hymenoptera; Apidae. The transcript has 4 exons.
AUGGCAAGAAAUGGUCAAGGUGCCGAGGUGGGGGGCGCGUGGUCUUGCUGCCUGCCGUGCGCCAGUGGCGGCGGGGGUGGGGGUGGUGCAGCUGUCUCGGGGGCCACCCCCGAGGCCAAGAAGGGCUCCACCGGCCACAAGUGCCAGCAGCAACAGCAGGCGAGCCAGCAGCCGCAACAGCAGCAUCAGCAGAAGCAACAGGAGAAGGAUCAGCAGCAACAACAGAAGAAAAUAGUGGCGGUCGUGCAGACCAACGAAUUGGCACCUUUGAGCAAACUGGACGAGGACCUGGACGACCUUGAGGACGAGAAGGGGCCCGAGCAGAGGGCCGAGGAGGAGGACUUCGCCAAGGAGGGUGGCACCCAGCACCGCUUGAGCCCCAGGCUGCACGACAUCGAGGAAGAGGACGAUGAAGACGGCCGAAACACCAAGGAAAGGCCGUACCAGAAGAAAUCGCCGACCCCAAGUGGCGGUGGAGGCAGCAGAACGGGUUGGCGAUCGCGCAGAAGCAUCACCACGGCAGGUGCACCGGCUCAUCAGCACCACGUGAUCGCCAGUGCAGCUGCAACUGCACAGGCCAGGAUGCAGGCUGAACAGGGGAGCAUCGGUGAGCUACGGGGCUACCACAACCUUAGGUCCAGAAGACACACUUUGGCCAACGUUCGAAUGGGUGCUUCUUAG